AUGCGGGUUUUCAGGUGCAGAAGAGAGCAGGAACAGGAGGAGGAGGAGGUCCGCUUGCAUACAGAGCAGCAUCAGGACAAAUUAAAGGGGAACAGCAAUGCCCUGAACACAACUAAUCAGGGACAGGAUGGUGGAGCGACGGUGCGCGCGCACACGCGCUCUUUGCGCUACUGCGAGCGGAGCUUUGUGCAGACGGGCUGCGGUGGAGCGGCUGUGGCCCUGCAUGGCUGUGGAUUAGCUGCGUGCGUGUGCGCGUGUGUGUGUGAGGAGGCGAGAAGAGAGCGAGCAGCCAUGGCUGACGGCGGAGAAGCGGAAGAUGAGAUCCAGUUCUUACGAACGGAUGAUGAGGUCGUGCUGCAGUGUGUGGCCUGCAUUCAGAAGGAGAAUCGCAAGUUCUGUCUGUCCGCUGAGGGUUUUGGCAAUCGGCUAUGCUACAUGGAACUCACCUCAGAGGCCAAGUAUGUCCCUCCAGAUCUAUGCAUCUGUAACUUUGUGCUGGAGCAGUCACUGUCUGUUCGGGCACUGCAGGAGAUGCUGGCCAAAACUGGGGAAAAUAAUGAACAGCUUAAAAUGAAAGCAGCCCAUGGAGGUGGACACAGAACCCUUCUGUACGGACAUGCUAUCCUCCUGCGGCACUCCUUCAGUAGAAUGUAUCUGACAUGUUUAAAGACAUCCAGGUCACUGACAGAUAAGUUGUCUUUUGAUGUCGGGCUUCAGGAGGACUCAACAGGUGAAGCUUGUUGGUGGACUAUCCAUCCUGCAUCCAAGCAGAGAUCAGAGGGGGAGAAGGUUCGCAUCGGUGAUGACCUCAUUCUUGUCAGUGUAUCAUCAGAGCGUUAUCUUCACCUGUCCAUCUCCAAUGGCAACAUCCAGGUCGAUGCAUCUUUCAUGCAGACUCUGUGGAAUGUCCAUCCCACCUGUUCAGGCAGCAGUGUGGAGGAAGGCUAUCUCCUUGGUGGUCAUGUGAUGCGUUUUUUUCAUGGUCAUGAUGAGGUUUUGACGAUCCCCGGCUCAGAUCAGAGUGAGGAGCAACAAAGAAUAGUCAACUAUGAGACUGGCAAAGUAGGGGCCAAGGCCAGAUCUCUUUGGAGAUUGGAACCGCUACGGAUCAGUUGGUGUGGCAGUCAUAUCCGCUGGGGGCAGCCAUUUCGCCUGUGCCACCUCACCACUGGUCAUUAUCUGGCCCUGACUGAAGACAAAGGCCUCGUGCUGCAGGAUCGGGAGAAAUCCGACACAGUCUCCACCGCCUUCUGCUUCCGAGCCUCUAAGGAGAAGCUGGAGUCGAGUCUAAAGAAAGAUGUUGAGGGCAUGGGGGUGCCUGAGAUUAAAUAUGGAGACUCUCUCUGUUUCAUCAUGCACGUGGCCACUGGCCUGUGGCUCUCGUACCAGGCACCAGAUGUGAAAUCAACACGAUUGGGGCCUCUCAAGAGACGAGCAUGUCUCCAUGCGGAAGGACACAUGGAUGAUGGCUUCACACUUCAACGCUGUCAGCAUGAAGAAUCACGUGCCGCACGUAUCAUCCGCAACACCACCAGACUCUUCAGUCAUUUCAUCAGAGACCUGGAUAAUCUUGCUGGGAAGAAUCGCUCAGCUGUUGUUCUCCCCAUUGAUGAGGUUCUGCAGACCCUUAAUGACCUCAUUACAUAUUUUCAACUCCCUGAUGCCGAGCUGGAGCAUGAGGAGAAGCAGAUCAAGCUGCGAUCACUGAAGAACCGUCAGAACCUCUUCAAACAGGAGGGGAUGCUAACAUUGGUGUCUAACUGCAUUGAUCGUUUGAGUGUCUACAACAGUGCAGCACACUUUGGGGAAUGUGUGGGACAGGAAGCUGGCACAGCUUGGAAAGACAUUCUCAAUCUGCUCUAUGAGCUCCUGGCUGCUUUGAUCCGAGGUAAUAGAAAUAACUGCACACAAUUCUCCCAAAACCUGGACUGGCUGGUCAGCAAGCUGGAGAGACUCGAAUCAUCCUCAGGGAUCCUAGAGGUUCUUCACUGCAUUUUAAUUGAAAGCCCAGAGGCACUUAACAUCAUUCAGAGAGGACAUAUCAAAUCUAUAAUCUCGCUACUGUACAAACAUGGUCGAAACCACAAGAUCCUGGAUGUUCUGUGCUCACUGUGUGUUUGUAACGGAGUGGCCGUAAGAGCAAAUCAGAACCUUAUCUGUGAUCACCUUCUCCCAAAACGAGACCUGUUACUCCAGACACGGCUGGUCAAUGAUGUUCAAAGCAUGAGACCUAAUAUCUUUCUGGGAGUGAGAGAAGGUUCAGCUCAAUACAAGAAGUGGUACUUUGAGCUGAUGAUAGACCAAGUGGAGCACUUUGUAACCAGCGAACCUUCUCACCUGCGGGUCGGGUGGGCUUCCUCCAAAGGCUAUGCCCCUUAUCCCGGGGGAGGAGAGGGCUGGGGAGGGAAUGGAGUUGGAGAUGACCUCUAUUCUUAUGGCUUCGAUGGACUUCACUUGUGGUCAGGUCGAAUCCCACGGAGAGUAGCUUCAGUAAACCAGCACAUACUUACCUCAGAUGAUGUCGUCAGCUGCUGUUUGGAUCUCGGAGCUCCAAGUAUCUCCUUUAGAAUCAAUGGGCAGCCUGUUCAAGGCAUGUUUGAGAGCUUCAACAUAGACGGUCUCUUCUUCCCUGUUGUCAGCUUCUCCGCUGGUGUCAAGGUGCGCUUUCUUUUAGGUGGUCGCCACGGUGAAUUCAAGUUCCUGCCUCCAUCAGGGUACGCCCCUUGCUAUGAGGCAUUGCUUCCCAAAGAAAGGAUGCGAGUAGAACCAGUGAAGGAGUACAAAAGGGACAUGGAUGGAGUGAGAGACCUGCUGGGCACCACACAGUUUCUUUCCCAGGCUUCCUUUAUCCCCACACCAGUGGACACCUCUCAGAUUGUCAUGCCUCCUCACCUAGAGAAAGUACGUGACCGGCUGGCUGAGAACAUCCAUGAACUAUGGGCCAUUAACAAGAUUGAACUGGGCUGGUCUUAUGGCAAGCGUAUAAGGGACGAUAAUAAAAGGCAGCACCCCUGCUUGGUGGAUUUCUCAAAGCUGCCUGAAACAGAGAAGAAUUACAACCUGCAGAUGUCAACAGAGACAUUAAAGACUCUUUUGGCUCUGGGCUGCCAUGUGGUUCAGGUCAAGGCCAACGCUGAGGAAGAGCUAAAAAAAGUGAAACUCCCAAAGAACUACAUGAUGUCUAAUGGCUACAAGCCAAUGCCACUGGAGCUGUCAGAAGUGAAGUUAAGCCCUGCACAAGAGCUUCUUGUUGACAAGUUGGCUGAGAAUGCACACAACGUUUGGGCCAAAGAUCGGGUCAAACAAGGCUGGACCUAUGGUAUACAGCAGGAUGUGAAAAGCAAGCGCAAUCCUCGUCUUGUGCCGUAUGCAUUGCUUGAUGAGCGCACUAAGAAGUCAAACCGAGACAGCCUGCGUGAAGCCAUCCGUACACUAAUUGGAUAUGGCUAUAACAUCGAGCCUCCUGACCAGGAAGGGGGUCACGUGGUGGAGAGGCUAAGUAUUGAUAAGAUUCGUUUUUUCCGUUUGGAGAGGACGUAUGCAGUGAAAACAGGAAAGUGGUAUUUUGAGUUUGAGGUGGUGACUGGAGGAGAUAUGAGGGUCGGAUGGGCUCGGCCAGGUGUGCGGCCUGAUGUGGAACUAGGAACAGAUGACCAGGCCUAUGUCUUUGAUGGUUAUAAAGGUCAUCGUCUCCACCAGGGCAGCCGCUUGUUUGGUCGUUGCUGGCAUGCUGGUGAAGUGGUGGGCUGCAUGAUCAACAUGGAGGACAAGUCCAUGAUCUUUACACUUAAUGGAGAAAUUCUCAUAACAAACAAGGGCUCAGAACUUUGCUUUGCUGACUUUGAGACUGAGGAUGGCUUUAUUCCAGUCUGCAGCCUGGGCCUUUCCCAAGUUGGACGUAUGAACCUGGGCAAGGAUGCCAGUACCUUCAAAUAUUAUACCAUGUGUGGCUUGCAAGAGGGAUUUGAGCCCUUUUCUGUCAACAUGAACCGGGAGGUGACUAUGUGGUUCAGCAAGCGCCUCCCUACUUUUGUCGAUGUUCCUAGAGAUCAUAGACAUAUUGCGGUCACAAGGAUUGAUGGCACCAUUGACAGCCCCCCAUGUCUGAAAGUGACUCACAAGACAUUUGGGACGCAGAACAGCAAUGCUGACAUGGUGUUCUGUCGUUUGAGCAUGCCAGUCGAGUUCCACUCCACCUACAAGAGUGUCCCUGUUCCUGAAAUGAAUGGAGUGCACGAAGAAGAGCCACUCAAACUCAAAUAUAGGUAUCCUGUGAAAUCUAUGAAACACAUAGAUGAGGGCAGAAGAGUUGACUACAGUAGCAUAACAACUUAUUACUAUUCAGUGCGAGUGUUUGCUGGUCAGGAUCCCUCAUGUGUGUGGGUUGGCUGGGUCACACCUGACUACCAUUAUUACAGCAACUACUUUACUCUCAGCAAGAUCCGAACCGUGACAGUUACUUUAGGGGAUGAGCGAGGUCGGGUCCAUGAAAGUGUUAGAAGGAGUAACUGCUACAUGGUAUGGGGAGGUGAUGUCAUUAGCUCCAGCCACUCAUCUAGCAGAAGUAAUGUGGAUUUGGAGAUUGGUUGCCAGAUUGAUUUGGCUACUGGCUUGGUGACUUUUACUGUCAAUGGCAGAGAGCUUCCAACAUCAUAUCAGGUGGAGCCAAAUACAAAGCUUUUCCCUGCUGUGUUUGUACGUCCUACCAGUCCAAAUCUCUUCCAGUUUGAAUUGACAAAGAUCAAGAAUGCUAUGCCACUUUCAUCAGCAAUUUUUAAGAGUGAACACAAGAACCCAAUCCCUCAAUGUCCACCUCGUCUGGAUAUCCAGACUAUUAAGUCGGUUUUAUGGAGUCGGAUGCCCAACACUUUUCUGAAGGUGGACACAGCUCGAGUGAGUGAGAGACAUGGCUGGCAGCUGCAAUGUCUGGAGCCCCUGCAGAUGCUGGCGGUACACAUUCCAGAGGAAAACCGGUGUGUGGAUAUCAUGGAGCUCUCUGAGCAGGAAGACCUGCAGACAUUCCAUUAUCACACCCUUAAACUUUACCGUGCUCUCUGUGCCCUUGGUAACACCCGUGUAGCCCACGCUCUUUGCAGCCACCUUGACCAAUCACAGCUCCUUUACAUUAUUGACAACCAAUAUUUGUCUGGCUUACUGCGCCAAGGCUUCUAUGAUGUCCUCAUCAGUAUACAUCUUGAAACAGCCAAAGCUGCACAGCUUAUGAUGAACAAUGAAUUCAUCAUCCCAAUCACAGCAGAGACCCGCAGCAUCCGACUCUUUCCAGAUACCUCCAAGCAGCACCAGCCACCUGGUGUAGGACUCAGUACAUCUCUAAAACCUAGCCUUAGCUUUGGUCCACCAUGCUUUAUUACUCCGAAACGUGACCAGUACCUCUACAGCCCGGAAAUUCCUUUGGACGUCCUGAGGGAGAAGGCAAUAAGCAUGCUAACAGAGGCAGUUCAGGGAGGGGGAGACCACAUUCGAGAUCCUGUAGGGGGCAGUGUAGAAUAUCAGUUUGUGCCAAUUCUCAGACUGAUUAGCACAUUGCUAACCAUGGGUGUGCUAACAAGCCAGGAUGUCCAUAAGAUUUUGCUCCUCAUUGAACCGCAUGUUUUUGGGGAGCAGAAAGAAGAUGAAAUGGGGGAAGCUACAGAGAAAGAGGGGAUGACAGGAACAGAAAAGAAGGCAGUGGAGGCCGGAGAGGAAGAAGCCAAAGAUACCAAGCAGCCAAUAAAGGGAUUAUUGGAGAAGAAACUGCCAGAGUCGGUCAAACUGCAGAUGUGCAAACUUCUUCAGUACUUCUGUGACUGUGAGCUGCGGCACCGUAUUGAGGCCAUUGUGUCAUUUUCUGAUAGCUUUGUGUCAAAGCUGCAGUACAACCAGAAGUUUCGUUAUAAUGAGUUAAUGCUUGCUCUUAACAUGUCUGCUGCUGUUACUGCCAAAAAGACUAAAGAGUUCCGCUCUCCACCACAGGAACAGAUCAACAUGCUGUUAAAUUUCAGUAUGGGAGAGGACUGUCCAUGUCCGGAGGACAUUCAGGAGGAACUUUAUGACUUUCACGGUGAACUUCGUUUACACUGCGGGAUCCCAAUGGAGGAGGAGGAAGAGGACCACGAUACAUCCAUUAAAGGCCGUCUAGUGGCUCUAGUUAACAAGAUCAAAGGGCAGCCACAGAUAGCAGAAAAGAAGCCCACAGAGAAGGAGCACGCCACCCCUUCCAACCUAAAGGAAUUGAUCUCUCAGACCAUGGUAAGCUGGGCUCAGGAGACCCACAUCCAAGACCCACAACUGGUGCGUGCCAUGUUCAGCCUACUGCGUCGACAAUAUGACAGCAUUGGCGAGCUGCUGCGUGCUAUGCGCAAAACUUACACCAUCAGUGCUGCAUCUGUGCAUGACACCAUCCACCUACUGGCCUCGCUGGGUCAGAUCCGUUCUCUGCUCAGCGUCCGUAUGGGAAAAGAAGAAGAACAGCUUAUGAUUGAUGGUCUCAGUGACAUAAUGAACAAUAAGGUGUUCUACCAGCACCCAAACCUGAUGAGAGUACUGGGCAUGCAUGAGACGGUCAUGGAGGUUAUGGUGAACGUACUCGGGGGAGGAAAGUCUCAGGAAAUUGCUUUUCCCAAGAUGGUGGCUAGUUGCUGCCGCUUCCUGUGCUAUUUUUGUCGAAUCAGCCGACAGAACCAGAAGGCCAUGUUUGAUCAUUUGAGUUACCUGCUAGAGAACAGCAGUGUGGGCUUGGCUUCUCCAUCGAUGAGAGGUUCAACUCCUCUAGACGUAGCAGCUUCUUCUGUAAUGGACAACAACAGCCUUGCACUUGCUCUUGAGGAGCCUGACCUCGACAAGGUGGUAACCUAUCUGGCUGGCUGUGGACUGCAGAGUUGUGACAUGCUCCUUGCCAAAGGCUAUCCAGAUAUAGGUUGGAACCCAAUUGAGGGCGAGCGCUACCUGUCCUUUCUCCGCUUUGCUGUCUUUGUCAAUGGUGAAAGUGUAGAAGAGAACUCUAGUGUCGUUGUGAAGCUGCUGAUUCGUCGGCCUGAAUGCUUUGGCCCUGCACUGCGUGGAGAAGGCGGUAAUGGGCUGCUAGCUGCCAUGAAGGAAGCCAUUAAAAUAUCAGAAACACCAGCGCUCGACCUGUCCUGCCCCACCCAGGGCCUUGUGUCUGACACGUCUACAGAGGAUGAGGAGGAAGAAGAGGUGGUUCACAUGGGCAAUGCCAUCAUGUCCUUCUACUCAGCCCUCAUCGACCUGCUGGGACGCUGUGCACCUGAAAUGCAUCUAAUUAAUAAGGGUAAAGGAGAGGCUUUGAGAAUCCGUGCCAUCUUGCGCUCCUUGGUGCCUACUGAAGACCUUGUCGGUAUUAUUAGCAUCCCUCUCGGAAUGCCUGUUGUCAAUAAAGAUGGCAGUGUGACAGAACCCGAUAUGUCAGCCUGUUUCUGCCCAGACCACAAGGCACCCAUGGUCCUGUUUCUGGACCGGGUCUAUGGCAUAGAAGACCAAAGCUUCCUCCUGCAUCUUCUGGAAGUUGGCUUCCUGCCUGACCUAAGAGCAGCUGCCUCUCUGGACACAGAAGCGCUAAGGACUACAGAAACGGCACUGGCUAUGAAUCGGUAUAUCGGCUCCGCAAUGCUGCCACUGCUGACUCGCUGUGCCCCUCAUUUUGCUAGUACAGAACACCAUGUCACACUCAUUGACUCGACGCUUCACACCAUCUACCAGCUGAGCAAGGGCUCCUCACUCACUAAAGCCCAGAGAGAUGCUAUUGAGGAGUGCCUGCUGGCGGUGUGCAAGUACUUGAGACCAUCUAUGCUUCAACAGCUUCUUCGUCGCUUGGUGUUUGACGUGCCUUUGUUGUCUGAAUACUGUAAGAUGCCUCUAAAGCUGUUGACCAACCAUUAUGAGCAGAACUGGAAGUAUUAUUGCCUGCCAUCUGGUUGGGGCAGCUAUGGGAUGGCCUCUGAGGAGGAAUUACUCCUCACCAAGAAGAUCUUUUGGGGCAUCUUUGAUUCACUCUCUCAAAAAAAGUAUGAGCAGGAGCUGUUUAAGAUGGCCAUGCCAUGCCUGAGCGCUAUAGCUGGAGCUUUGCCUCCGGAUUAUGUUGACUCUUCUCUGAGCACCACACUGGAAAAGCCGGUCUUUGUGGAUGCGCAGGGCAACUUUGACCCCAGACCCAUCAGCACAACAAACAUCUCUCUCCCAGAGAAGCUGGAAUUCAUCACUCACAAAUACGCUGAGCAUUCCCAUGACAAAUGGUCCGCUGAGAAGGUUGUUUCGGGCUGGAAGUAUGGAGAUGGUAUCGACGAGAAAUCAAAAACACACCCCAUGUUGAGAUCCUACAAAUCACUUAUGGAGAAGGAAAAGGAUAUUUACCGCUUCCCAGUGAAGGAGUCUUUGAAGAGCAUGCUAGCCAUGAACUGGAACAUUGACAGGACCAAAGAAGGAGAGGCCAUGUUUCAGCAGAGAGAAAAUGAGAAGAUGCGCAAAAUUUCCCAAACAUCUCAGGGUAGUGGUUUUCAUCCAAGUCCUGUAGACAUGAGUAAUGUGCUGCUGUCUCGAGAACUGCAGGCUAUGGUAGAGGUUUUGGCUGAAAACUACCACAACAUAUGGGCUAAAAAGAAAAAGAGUGACCUAGAAGUGAAAGGUGGAACACAUCCCUUGUUGGUGCCAUAUGAUACACUAACAGCCAAAGAGAAAGCCAGAUACCGUGAGAAAGCCCAAGACCUGUUCCGCUUUUUACAAAUAAAUGGCUAUGCCAUUACCAGGGGUUUGAAAGACAUGGAGCAAGACUCUUCCUCAAUGGAGAAACGGUUUGCCUAUAAAUUCCUGAAGAAGCUGCUGAAAUAUGUGGACUGUGCACAGGAAUACAUUUCUCACCUCGAGGCUAUGGCUAGCAGUGGAAAGAGCGACAGGUCACCUCAUGAGCAAGAAAUCAAGUUCUUUGCCAAGGUGCUUCUACCACUAAUAGAUCAGUACUUUAAGAACCACUCUCUAUACUUCCUGUCCUCCCCGAGUAAGAACCUCAGCAGCAGUGGAUAUGCUUCGAACAAAGAGAAAGAGAUGGUUACCAGUCUUUUCUGUAAGCUUGCAGCUCUUGUUAGACACAGGAUCUCUCUCUUUGGAAGUGACUCUGCUACUAUGGUUAGCUGUCUUCAUAUCCUGGCCCACACGCUUGACACUAGAACAGUUAUGAAGUCUGGCUCUGAGCUGGUGAAGGCUGCCUUGAGGACGUUCUUUGAGAAUGCAGCAGAUGACCUCGAGAAAACGCUGGAGAACUUGAAACUAGGAAAGUUUACACACUCACGGAGCCAGAUGAAGGGAGUAUCGCAGAACAUCAAUUACACCACAGUUGCCCUGUUACCCAUCCUCACUGCGCUGUUUGAGCACAUCGCUGAGCAUCAGUUCGGUGUGGACCUUCUGUUGGAUGAUGUCCAGGUGUCCUGCUAUUGGAUCCUGAACAGUCUUUACUCAUUGGGGACUGGGAAGAACAUAUAUGUUGAAAGACAGCUACCAGCUCUGGGUGAAUGUUUGGCUACGCUAGCAGGAGCGAUGCCCGUGGCAUUUUUGGAGCCUCACCUCAACACACACAACCCAUUCUCUGUUUUCAACACCAAGACAGCACGAGAACGAGCUGUACUAGGAAUGCCUGAUACUGUAGAACAGAUGUGCCCAGAAGUGCCACAUCUGGAUUGCCUGAUAAAAGAUAUCAACGACAUGGCUGAGUCUGGAGCUCGCUACACUGAAAUGCCCCAUGUAAUUGAGGUAGUGCUGCCCAUGCUGUGCAACUAUUUGUCCUACUGGUGGGAGAGAGGCACAGAGAACCAGACAAAGGGCACAGCAACUGCAUGUAGUACCACUGUCACCUCUGAACACCUGAGCAUCAUCCUGGGCAACAUCCUCAAGAUCCUGAAUAGCAACCUAGGCAUUGACGAGGCCUCCUGGAUGAAGAGAAUUGCAGUGUAUGCUCAGCCCAUCAUCAGCAAGGCGAGGGCAGAUCUGUUAAAGACGCACUUCCUGCCGACGCUGGAGAAAUUAAAGAAGAAGACAGUGAAGGUGGUGGCAGAAGAGGAGCUUCUUAAGGCGGAUAACAAAGGCGACACCCAGGAGGCAGAGCUUCUCAUCCUAGAUGAGUUUGCCGUGCUGUGCAGGGAUUUGUAUGCGUUUUAUCCCAUGCUCAUUCGCUAUGUGGACAACAAUAGAUCUCGAUGGUUGAAAGAGCCUGAUGCUGACUCUAAUGAGCUCUUCAGGAUGGUAGCCGAAAUUUUCAUCUUAUGGUGCAAGUCACACAAUUUUAAGAGAGAGGAACAGAACUUUGUUGUACAGAAUGAGAUCAAUAAUCUCUCCUUCCUCACUGGGGACAGCAAAACAAAGAUGUCAAAGUUGUUUCUGCCAAAGGCAGGAGGACAGGAUCAGGAGAGAAAGCACAAGAAGAAACGUGGUGAGGUUUACUCUAUCCAGACCUCACUCAUCGUGGCAGCUCUGAAAAAAAUGCUGCCUAUUGGGCUGAACAUGUGCACACCUGGAGACCAGGAGCUCAUCUCAUUGGCCAAGACUCGUUAUGGCAUGAAAGAUACAGAUGAGGAGGUCAAGGAGCAUUUGAGGAGGAACAUGCACCUACAAGAGAAGUCAGAGGACCCUGCUGUAAGGUGGCAGCUUCACCUGUAUAAAGAUGUGGUUGUGAAGAAUGAGGGCCCACCCGAUCCAGAGCGCACAAUUGAUCGCCUACAGACCAUUUCAGCCGCAGUAUUUCACCUCGAACAGGUGGAGCAGCCACUCAGGUCCAAAAAGUGUGUGUGGCAAAAACUUCUCUCCAAACAGCGUAAGCGUGCGGUAGUGGCCUGUUUCCGCAUGGCACCGUUAUACAACCUGCCUAGGCAUCGCUCUAUUAACCUGUUCCUCACUGGCUACCAGAGAAUAUGGAUAGAGACAGAGACGUACUCAUUUGAAGAGAAGCUAGUGCAGGAUUUGGCAAGGACACAUCGGAAAGUAGAGGAAGAGGAAGAAGAAGUGCAUGAAACACAACCUGACCCUCUUCAUCAGCUUAUUCUGCACUUUAGUCAUAAUGCAUUGACAGAACGAAGUUCCCUUGAGGAUGAUUUGCUAUAUAUAGCAUACACAGACAUGAUGGCAAAGAGUUGUGCUGAAGAUGAAAAUGAGGAUGAGGAAGGAAAAGAGAAAACAUUUGAGGAAAAAGAGAUGGAAAAGCAGAAAACACUGUAUCAACAGGCCAGGUUACACGACCGAGGGGCUGCUGAGAUGGUUUUACAAGUCAUCAGUGCCAGCAGAGGUCGCCUGGGUCCCAUGGUAACAUUCACCCUUAAGCUUGGUAUCUCCAUUCUUAAUGGGGGAAAUAUUUUAGUUCAGCAGAAAAUGCUGGAUUAUCUAAAGGAGAAGAGGGAUGCCGGAUUCUUUAAGAGUCUGUCUGGACUCAUGCAGUCAUGCAGUGUAUUGGACCUAAAUGCAUUUGAGAGGCAAAACAAAGCUGAAGGAUUGGGUAUGGUGACUGAGGAAGGCUCAAUCAACGUGAGGGAGCGGGGUUCCAAGGUCCUUCAGAAUGAUGAGUUCACCAAAGACCUGUUUAGGUUCCUGCAGCUCCUCUGUGAGGGUCACAACAAUGACUUCCAGAACUUUUUAAGGACUCAGACUGGAAAUACAACUACAGUUAAUAUAAUAAUAAGCACAGUGGACUAUCUUCUUAGACUACAGGAGUCCAUCAGCGAUUUCUACUGGUAUUACUCGGGGAAAGAUGUAAUGGAUGAGGCUGGUCAGCGAAAUUUCUCAAAAGCGUUAGCUGUAGCUAAGCAGAUCUUUAACUCCCUUACUGAGUACAUACAGGGUCCCUGUAUCGGAAACCAACAGAGCUUGGCCCACAGUAGGUUAUGGGAUGCUGUUGUUGGCUUUUUGCAUGUUUUUGCCAACAUGCAGAUGAAGCUCUCACAGGACUCCAGCCAGAUUAAGUUGCUGAAAGAAUUGAUGGAUCUACAGAAGGACAUGAUAGUCAUGAUGCUGUCCCUUCUAGAAGGUAAUGUUGUGAAUGGAACCAUUGGCAAGCAGAUGGUAGACACCUUGGUGGAGUCUUCUAGCAAUGUGGAGAUGAUCCUCAAAUUUUUUGAUAUGUUCCUCAAGCUAAAGGACCUCACCACAUCUGAUAGUUUCAAAGAGCAUGACACCGAUGCCAAAGGAGUCAUUUCCAAAAGAGAAUUCCAAAAAUCUAUGGAAAAUCAAAAGCAGUACUCUCAGUCUGAAAUCGAGUUCCUGCUUUCUUGUGUUGAGGCUGAUGAAAAUGAUCUGUUUAACUAUGUGGAAUUUGUCAAACGCUUUCAUGAACCUGCCAAGGACAUCGGUUUCAAUGUCGCAGUUCUGCUUCGAAAUCUGUCAGAACACAUGCCCCAUGACUCUCGUCUGGCAACCUUCCUAAACCUGGCAGAAAGUGUUCUUAAUUACUUUGAGCCUUUCCUGGGCCGUAUUGAGAUCAUGGGUGGUGCCAAAAGAAUCGAAAGGGUCUACUUUGAAAUCAGCGAGUCCAGUAGAACCCAGUGGGAGAAACCACAAGUUAAGGAAUCCAAAAGGCAGUUUAUCUUUGAUGUAGUCAAUGAGGGUGGAGAAUCUGAAAAGAUGGAGUUGUUUGUAAAUUUCUGUGAAGACACCAUUUUUGAGAUGCAGUUAGCCUCUCUGAUCUCAGAGCCUGAUGCUGUGGAAAGAGGAGAGGAAGAUGAGGAUGAGUUACAGAAUGUAUCCAAGGAUCCUGAAGUGGAAGAGGAGGAAAAUACACUGGAAUCCUCUUCAGCUUUCACUAUGGCAUGUGUCUCAAUGAAGAAGAACCUCUGUAGUCUUGGCAGACUGCUCACCCUAAAGAGCCUGAGAAAACAAUACAAGAAGCUCAAGAAGAUGAGCCUGAGGGAGAUGAUUUCUGGGUUUUUCUCCUUUUUCUGGAUGAUCUUCAUUGGCCUCCUCCGCUUCCUUUACAACUUGGUGUGGUGCUUCUUCCAUAUCCUGUGGUCAACCCUGUUUGGUGGUGGGUUGGUAGAAGGUGCCAAGAAUAUGAAGGUGACGGACAUUCUUGGCAACAUGCCGGACCCCACCCAGUUUGGUAUCCAUGGUGAUGUGCUAGAGACUGAAAAAAUGGAGAUUAGUGAGGCUUCUUUGGUUGCAGAGAUUGACCAGAUGGCACAAGGAGACAAAACAGAAAUGGAUCUCAUGUCAGAGCUGUUGAGCAUACAGCCCAAGAAGGAGGGAGGAAAGCAUGGAACCGAGCCUGGUCUGGGAGAUGUGUCUGAAGUAAUUGGAGUCGAUUCCCCAUCUUUAGUUACUGCUGUGCGGCAAAAAAAGGCCCAGGAAGCUGCAAGUAAGAAGUCAGUUGAGAGUGAAUCAAAUGCAGAAUCAGAAAAAGCAGAUACAGAGGAUGGGGAGAAGAAUUAUCCAGACAAGGCUAAAGAGUUGCUCAUAGAAACCUUGUCAGAGGAAGAGAAGAAGCUACCCAAGAGGAGGUGCGGGCAGAAGAAAGAACAACCAGAGGCCAUUAUGGCUAGCUUUUUUGCUGGCCUGGACAUCUAUCAAACCAAGAUACUUAAUUACCUGGCUCGAAACUUCUAUAACCUGCGAUUUCUGGCGCUGUUUGUGGCAUUUGCCAUCAACUUCAUUUUGCUUUUCUAUAAGGUGACCGGCGAGGAGUCUGAAGAGGUGGACUCAUGGACAGGGAGAAGCGAAGAGGAGGAUGAAGGUGGCAUUGAGUAUUUUAUCCUGCAGGAGAGCACUGGUUACAUGGCACCCACGCUCCGCUGUCUAGCUGUUCUACACACUAUCAUCUCCUUCCUCUGCGUGGUCGGGUAUUACUAUCUAAAGGUGCCCCUGGUAGUUUUUAAACGAGAGAAGGAAAUCGCCAGAAAACUUGAAUUUGAUGGUCUGUAUAUCACUGAACAACCCUCUGAUGAUGACAUUAAAGGCCAAUGGGACAGACUUGUUAUUAACACACCAUCCUUUCCCAAUAACUACUGGGAUAAGUUUGUUAAACGGAAGGUGCUAAAAAAAUAUGGGGAUUUGUAUGGGGCAGAGAGGAUUGCUGAGUUGCUCGGUCUGGACAAAAGUGCUCUGGACUUCAACCCUACUGAAGAAACUAUUACUAAAGAGGCUUCGCUGGUCUCCUGGUUAAGCUCCAUUGACACAAAGUAUCAUAUCUGGAAAAUGGGUGUGGUGUUUACAGACAAUUCUUUCCUCUACCUGAUGUGGUAUACCACAAUGUCCAUCCUAGGCCACUACAACAAUUUCUUCUUUGCUGCUCAUCUGUUAGACAUUGCCAUGGGUUUCAAGACUUUGAGAACCAUCCUGUCUUCAGUCACUCAUAACGGCAAACAGCUGGUGCUGACUGUGGGUCUUCUGGCAGUAGUUGUGUAUCUCUACACCGUGGUGGCCUUUAACUUUUUCCGCAAAUUCUACAACAAGAGUGAAAGCGAAGACGAGCCAGACAUGAAGUGCGAUGAUAUGAUGACUUGCUAUCUGUUCCAUAUGUAUGUGGGUGUGCGUGCUGGUGGGGGAAUAGGCGAUGAGAUUGAGGAUCCAGCCGGUGACCCCUACGAGCUUUACCGCAUCCUCUUUGAUAUCACUUUUUUCUUCUUUGUCAUUGUUAUCCUUCUGGCUAUUAUCCAAGGUUUGAUUAUUGAUGCCUUUGGAGAAUUGCGAGACCAACAGGAGCAAGUCAAAGAGGACAUGGAGACUAAGUGCUUCAUCUGUGGCAUUGGGAAUGAUUACUUUGACACAACUCCACAUGGAUUUGAGACACACACUUUACAAGAGCACAACUUGGCAAACUACCUGUUUUUCCUAAUGUACCUUGUCAACAAAGAUGAAACGGAGCAUACUGGCCAGGAGUCGUAUGUUUGGAAGAUGUAUCAGGAGCGAUGUUGGGAUUUCUUUCCAGCUGGAGACUGUUUCAGGAAACAGUAUGAGGACCAGCUGGGUUAAAGCAAGUGAGAUUCCAAGCCACCAGCCUGUCCUCAGGGCUGUGAGCAGUAUACCAGCUUUUCAGUUUGUUUUCAACCAUUGACAUUGUCCACCCCAAUAAAUGAUCCUCUUUCAUACUAUUUUUGCAGGAGGAGUCCCAUUGCCAUAUUUGUUUUUUCUCUACGUCAGAUAAUGUUAUAUGAUGCAUUUAAAGUUCUAAUUGUUACCUCGGUCAACAGUGCCAAUUUAGCAAAGACUGUCUUGUUUUACUCAGUAUUAUUUUCCACAUUUGUUUCUCAGAAAAAAAAGAGAAAAAGAACAAAAAAAAAAAAACCUUUGCCGCAUAAACCUGAAACCUCUGCACAAAGUUCUUGUCCUUAAAGAACCACUGGGUUUUGUCGGGUUAAAGAACAUGUGAGUCUAUACCCUUAUAUGCACAAAGAAUAAUAUUUCAGUUUUUAGAGCGAAUGGAAUAAAAUAUACACAUGCCAAAAGAGAAUGAUGAAUAUCCCAUCUUUAGAGGGUAUGCAUUUUGAAGCCGUGCUCAGAUUUCAUUAAACUGCUUGCUUAUUUGAGAUGUGGGAUGAGAAGCCCAGGGCAGGUAUGUAUAAAGCCUCUUAAAUUGAAAAUUGGGUCUUAAGUGCCAAGAGAUCAGGAACUAUAGUAGCCCUAAUAAUGAAAGACCUUUGACAAAAUAAUAAAAGCAACAUACAAAAAAAAAAAAAAAAAUUUAGACUUGGACUUAAUUUUAAAAAGUAUUUAUGGUCAAGAGUUGAGAUACAGUGGGUUUUUGGAUGAAUUGCAUAUGAUGUUAUUCUUUUUUUAUCUUAGAACUAGUCAGUGAUUGAAUAUCUCUAACAAUAUAAGAAACGAUGCAAUAAUGACUGAUUAAAGCACGGCCAUUAAGGUCAUGUGGUCAUCUAGCUGCUCUGUUUGUUUCAUCCCCAAAGUGAGAAGUUGUUGUGGAAUGUAAAUACGAAUAAAUGACACGUUUAAGUUAAGUGCUUCCAUUCACAGCCAAUUUCUCAGCAUUUGCUUACAUCCUAACAAUAUAAUGCUGUAUACUGGGCAGUCUCUAGACAUGAUGGUGCUCGAGCAUCCAGCCACAGAUCACGCACAGAUUUCACCAGCUCCACCUGUGCAUGAACCCUGCAUAACCAAUGCCAGUGUCAAAUUUAAUACAGUCAGUUGUUGAACCUGAAAAGAAUAGACUGUUUCAUUUGUGCAUGGCUUUUGUAUUUUUUUAUGCUACAGUAUGAUCAGCAUCUGGCAUUUUGAUAGUGAAUACCCUCUUUUCUUGUAGUCAGAUGUUGUGCUCAGUACAGCAGGAUAUGAAGCAUUAAUCGCCUCUGCCAGUAAAUUUAUCAUAUUAUUAUUAUUAUU
Molecule: messenger RNA, 16314 nt
Organism: Clarias gariepinus (North African catfish)
Lineage: Eukaryota; Metazoa; Chordata; Actinopteri; Siluriformes; Clariidae
Product: ryanodine receptor 3
Biological process (GO): intracellular calcium ion homeostasis; calcium ion transmembrane transport
Cellular component (GO): sarcolemma; calcium channel complex; sarcoplasmic reticulum membrane
Molecular function (GO): calcium ion binding; ryanodine-sensitive calcium-release channel activity; protein binding
Source: RefSeq, a predicted model, not a curated record